CAAACCCUUCCUUCCUCCUCUCGUCCCACCUCCUCGUCUUGCUCCACAGUACACUCGCACACCCACCACACGCCGUCUCUCUCAAAACAAAAUAGAAGCCCAAUACAGCCAGUACACCAAUCCCCCCACUCCCGGUCCCCUCGGAUUCCGCCCAUGCCGCCUUCCCGCCGAGAGCCCUAGCCAAGCCCGCUCGCUGCUUGCUAACCCCCCUCCGCGCGCGCUCACCCGAGUCCUAGGGUUCCAGCGAGCGGCGAGGAGGUAGCUCGUUCGCGCGCGCGUCAAAUCCCAUGGCGGGCGCCGCCCCGCUGCGCGACUCCCUCCGCCGCCUCUGCACCGACGUCGGCUGGUCCUACGCCGUCUUCUGGAGGGCCACCCGCGCCGCCGACUCCCAGCGGUUGAAAUUGGUGUGGGGGGAUGGGCACUAUGAGCGGGCGGCCGGAGCGCCGUCGAUCUCCGGCUUCGAGGCCAUGGACCUGCUGCUCAAGGAGAAGGCCGCGGCGUUGCGGAGCGGCACCGGGCGCGGUGGUGGCGGCGGCGAGGGGCACGCGGCUGAUGGCGCCGCGGGACACAGCCAUGACAGGGUGGACGCGCUCGUGCACAAGGCCAUGGCGCAACAGGUCCACGUCGUGGGAGAAGGGGUGAUUGGUCAGGCUGCACUGACAGGGUUGCAUCGGUGGAUCGUUCACGAUAUUGUUGAUGAGUGUGAGGAAGAAGAUGAGGUAUUGCUAGAGAUGAAGGGCCAGUUUUGUGCAGGAAUACAGACAAUUGCAGUGAUACCUGUCCUUCCACGAGGCGUUAUUCAGCUUGGCUCCACAAAAAUGGUUAUGGAGGAAGCAGCAUUUAUAGAUCAUGUCAGAUCUUUGUUUCAGCAGCUGGGUAGUUCAACUGCAGUUGUUCCGUGUGGUUCCUUUGUACAAGAUUCGAUUAUGAGAACUCCAUUUCACAAAUCACUUGGUGUGCCUACCUCUUCGCACUCGGAAGACCUUGCUGGUGGUGGAAAUACUUAUAAUGAUGACAUGAUUAACCACCAGUUCAGGCAUCAGAAGUCACCAGCCUCGACAAUUCAGUCAUUUAACCCUGUACAACAGUUCUAUGCUGGGCCUACUUUCUGUCGUCCAGUAACUAUUGCAUCACGUUGUGAUCUCUUCCAACCUGACCAUGGAUCAACCUUUACUUUGAACAGUCAGUCAGAGGACAAUAGAUCGACAGCUUUACUCAAAAAUAGUGUUUCACAUUCUAAAACAUCAAAUGAUGCCUUUUCACACGCUUUUAACCCCCUCAAUGAACCCAACGUCUCCAUUUCAGGCAGAAGAGAGUGUGUAAGCAUAGAACAACAUGGUUCUUGCCGUAAUGGAGAAAUGGAAAUAACAAUAGGCCGCACUGCUUCUUCAAGUUGUACAGGCAAAACAAAUAUUAUCAAUAAAGUGGAUGAUUUGCUGAGUCAGGAUUGUUUGGUAGGUUGUCAGGCAAGCAAUGCCACAUCUGUGAACAGAAAGUUUCAGACAAUGUCCAUUGUUGAUAAUACAAAGCUUCAAGAUGGUUCUUAUGCAAUUCCACAUGCUGCACUUGUUGACUCUACCCAAUAUUCAGACUGCUUUCAAUCGCUUCUUGGCACAAUCCAAGGUAGUUCUUCCAGCAAUUCAAAUGCAAUUCAUGUGGAUACUUCUCAUAAUGCUGUCCAUGGAAAGAGUAACUUUUGCCCUUUAGGAGAUAGGAAUGCUGCUAAUUCAAGUGACUUGGCUGAACUUCUGGCAUCGCCAAUACCAUUAGAGUUGACUGGGGGAAACGAUUUGUUUGAUGUACUGCAACUUCAGCAGAAGCCAAAUGGUUCAAAUAAUAGUGAAGUAAACAAUCGUCAAUCAAUGCCUUAUGGUUCAGAGCAAGCUGUUAAGUCUCUGAUUGGAUGUGUGGAUGAUGAUUUCACUGGAUUGAUCACAGAAGCUGAUCCAGACCAGCUCCUGGAUGCAAUAGUUUCAAAGAUAAUCACAGGGCACAAGCAGAACGUGGAUACCAGUGCUUCUUGUAGUACUACAGUGGCAGGCUUUGACAGACCACUUCAUUCUGAUUGCCACCUAUAUACCACAGGACCAUCAUCAGGGCCAAUAUUUUGUAAUUUUGCCAGUGUUGCUCCUGUAGCAAUUAAAACUGAAGGGCCUGCUGCAGGUUCCAGGCAAUCAUCUUCUAGUAUAGAUAAAUCUGCAGGAUGCUCUCAGACACAGGAAAGUUACAAAUCACAGAUAAGGCUUUGGGUUGAGAAUAACCAUAGUGUAGGAUCAGAUAGUCUUUCAACUGGACAAGCAUCUGACAGUCUUUCAACUGGACAGUGUAAAAGGAGUGAUGAAAUAGGUAAAUCAAACCGAAAGAGAUCUAGACCAGGGGAGAGUGCAAGACCGAGGCCUAAAGAUCGGCAAAUGAUUCAAGACCGUAUAAAGGAGCUUCGUGAAAUAGUACCUAACAGUGCAAAGUGUAGCAUUGAUACAUUACUGGAGAAGACCAUUAAGCAUAUGCUUUUCUUGCAAAAUGUUGCAAAGCAUGCUGAUAAGUUGAAGGGAUCUGGGGAGCCAAAGGUAAAUGACAGGCAUUACAUGAUCAACAUUCAAAUUUCCUAUGGUCCUUUUGGAGAUCUCCUGGAGAUUGUUAGUCAUGAAGAAGGUUUGCUCUUGAAAGAUAACUUUGAAGGUGGUGCAACCUGGGCCUUUGAAGUUGGUACGCGAUCUAUGACAUGUCCAAUCAUAGUAGAGGAUCUCAAUCCACCCCGUCAAAUGCUUGUGGAGAUGCUUUGUAAAGAGAGAGGAAUCUUCUUGGAAAUAGCUGAUCAAAUUAGAGGUUUAGGGUUGACUAUCUUGAAAGGUGUGAUGGAAGUUCGUAAAGAUAAGAUUUGGGCUCGCUUUGCUGUUGAGGCAAACAAGGAUGUAACUCGGAUGGAAAUAUUUCUUUCUCUUGUCCAUCUUCUGGAACCUAGCACUGGGAGCUCUAUUUUGUCAGCAGGUGUUGAGAACACUAGCCUGCCGCGCGAUAGUUUCUUUCCAUCGUCUAUUCCAGCCUCUGGUUUCUCCAACUGCUUGUGACACGAUGUACCAUACCUCAGCAAGUGGAGCGCUGUGAGUGGGUAAAGUUUCACCUGCCGUGACCUUUUCUCCCUGCCUUGUUCUAGCUGCCACAGAUAGUUACGCUGACUCCAGUAUCUUGUUGCCUGUCUCCACGGCUGACGUUGUGGCAAAUUACUGUUCAGUAAGGGAGAGAUGUGUGUUUUGUCCUAACCUUAAACUACAUCGCAGCCAGCCUUUGUGAGGGAAGAAGCUUUAGCGUAGGAAAUUGUUGUUUUAGGCAGGCUCCACAAGUGUAAGAAAUGCAGUACAUAAAUGAUUAGAGAUUUAGAGUUAGGAUAGCAUCAGGUUUUUCUGCUAUGUAAUAUCUGCAUUCAUGUGCCCAUUUGGCUCUCUGGAUCUGCUAACCUGGUUGUGUAUUUGCAGUUCGGUCUUUUUCCUCUGUUCAGCAAGUACCACUUGAAUGAGUGCCUCACCAUUUUUUACUGAAUACUGAGGUGUGUAAUUUGGAACCGCAGAUUAACAGAAUACACAGAUUGUGAUUACUCUAA
This is a messenger RNA of Oryza sativa Japonica Group (Japanese rice), 3598 nucleotides long. NCBI's taxonomy places the organism in Eukaryota, Viridiplantae, Streptophyta, Magnoliopsida, Poales, Poaceae. The record is from RefSeq and is a predicted model, not a curated record.